AUGCCUUCCCCGAUGUCGCGAAACUCUAACGCUUCGUCGCCAAUCGAUUCGAGGAGCGGAUUCUGCCCGAAAACAAAGAUCUAUCAGUGUCUCAGAUCUCCAGCACCACUUCCACAAGCAACCACACCGCUCUCCGUCACUAAUUACGUAUUCUCUCUUAUCAAUUCCUUCCCCCUGCCACCGACAAUCUUAGCUCUCCUAGACGACAUCACUUGCAACCGGAAUAUUUCCAAGGCAACAGAAGAAGGCAACUUCUAG
Linum trigynum is the source of this 258-nucleotide messenger RNA. The record is from the annotation of a GenBank genome assembly. NCBI's taxonomy places the organism in Eukaryota, Viridiplantae, Streptophyta, Magnoliopsida, Malpighiales, Linaceae.